This is a messenger RNA of Erigeron canadensis, 2915 nucleotides long. RefSeq names its product chloride channel protein CLC-d. Gene Ontology annotation, cellular component: membrane; intracellular membrane-bounded organelle. The record is from RefSeq and is a predicted model, not a curated record. Lineage: Eukaryota; Viridiplantae; Streptophyta; Magnoliopsida; Asterales; Asteraceae. Gene Ontology annotation, biological process: transmembrane transport; chloride transport. Bases 264 to 2675 code for a protein of 803 amino acids. The transcript has 23 exons. Gene Ontology annotation, molecular function: voltage-gated chloride channel activity.
CGACUUGAUUAAGGACCACGGUGACUGUCACACCAACUGAAUCAAUUCGUCACCUCCUUCAUCAUCAUCAUCAAAUCAAUCAAAUUCAUAAUACAGAUCCAUUCAUCCAUCCAUCUACAAUAUAAAGAUAUAUUUAUAUUCAUAUAUAUAGAGACAGUGAGGAGGAGGAUCAACUGAUAGACAGAAAAAACCCCCCCAAAAUUCUAUGAGAUCAAAAGUAAAACUUAGGAAUUGAUAAAUUGAUUGCUUGAUAUCAAAUAAUAAUGUUAUCACACCAUCUUCAAAACGGUGUGGAAACCGCCAAGCUUAUAUGGUCACGCAUACCUAACGCUGAAGAAGAAGAAGAAGACGGUGGUGGUGGCUUAAGUGAUAAUGAUUAUCAAGUUAGAAAUGAUAAUAGUACUGGAGGAUUUGAUAGUGUUGAAAGUCUUGACUACGAAGUUAUCGAAAAUUACGCCUAUCGUCAAGAACAGGCACGGAGAGGGAAGCUUUAUGUUUGGUAUUAUGUUGGAGUUAAAUGGUUCUUUGCUCUUCUCAUUGGCAUAGGCACCGGACUAGCUGCCGUUUUAAUCAAUAUCUCUGUCGAGAAUUUUGCUGGAUGGAAGUACUCGUGGACUUUUCGCAUAAUACAGACUUCAUAUGUUGCUGGUUUUGUUGUAUAUACCAUGAUCAACUUGGCAUUAGUCUUUUCAUCUGUAUAUAUCAUUACACAAUUUGCACCAGCAGCAGCAGGAUCUGGUAUACCUGAAAUCAAGGGUUAUUUGAAUGGGAUUGAUACUCGUGGUAUUCUUCUUUUUAGAACCCUGAUAGGGAAGAUAUCUGGAAGCAUCGGAUCGGUUGGCGGUGGUCUGGCACUUGGUAAAGAAGGGCCCCUUGUUCAUACUGGUGCAUGUAUUGCUUCCUUACUUGGACAAGGUGGAUCAACAAAAUAUCACUUGAGCACUAGAUGGCUACAGAUCUUCAAGAGUGAUCGUGAUCGCCGUGAUCUUGUAACAUGUGGAUGUGCAGCUGGUGUUGCUGCUGCUUUCAGAGCUCCAGUUGGUGGUGUAUUAUUUGCCCUAGAGGAAGUUACAUCUUGGUGGAGGAGUCAGCUGAUGUGGCGUGUUUUCUUCACAUCUGCAGUUGUAGCUGUAGUAGUGCGUACCGCAAUGGGGUGGUGUAAAAGCGGCAAAUGUGGACAUUUUGGUUCUGGAGGUUUCAUUAUCUGGGAUCUGUCGGAUGGUCAAGAGGACUACUCAUUUGCCGAGCUAUUACCAAUGGCUAUUAUUGGUGUCAUAGGCGGUCUUCUUGGAGCCUUAUUUAACCAGCUAACACUUUAUAUAACACAUUGGCGUCGGAAUUAUUUACACAAGAAAGGAAACCGAGUCAAAAUAAUUGAAGCAUGCCUUAUCUCCGUGAUAACUUCAGUAAUCUCUUUUGGAUUGCCUCUUUUUAGAAAAUGUAGUGCCUGUCCUGAUGAUAGCACCAUUGAAUGUCCUCGUCCACCAGGAAUGUAUGGAAAUUAUGUAAAUUUUUUUUGUACCAAGGACAAUGAGUACAACGACCUUGCAACCAUCUUCUUUAACACUCAGGAUGAUGCUAUAAGAAAUCUGUUCAGUGCAAAAACCAUUCAUGAGUAUAGUGCUCAGAGCCUGCUGACAUUUUUGGUUAUGUUCUAUAGCUUAGCCGUAGUGACUUUUGGUACUGCUGUUCCUGCUGGCCAAUUUGUUCCUGGUAUCAUGAUCGGAUCAACCUAUGGACGCCUUGUUGGCAUGUUUGUUGUUAGACUUUACAAAAAGAUGAACAUCGAAGAGGGAACGUAUGCUUUACUUGGAGCCGCUUCUUUCCUGGGAGGUUCAAUGCGAAUGACUGUCUCAUUAUGUGUUAUUAUGGUUGAAAUUACAAAUAACUUAAAGCUUUUACCUCUAAUCAUGCUUGUUCUCCUCAUAUCAAAGGCUGUUGGUGAUGCUUUCAACGAAGGUUUAUAUGAAGAACAAGCUAGAUUGAGGGGCAUCCCUUUACUCGAAUCCAGACCCAAAAACUUGAUGAGAAAAAUGACAGCAAAAGAGGCCUGUGGGAACCAAAAGGUUUCUUUCUUCACUCGUGUGGUGAAAGUUGCUGAUGCGGCCAAUAUUCUGAGGACUAACAAACACAAUGGCUUUCCUGUUGUAGAUCAGUCACGAAGUGGAGAAACGAUGGUCAUUGGACUCAUCUUGCGCAGCCACUUAUUGGUACUUCUGCAGUCCAAGGCAGAUUUUCAGCAUAGUCCUCUUGCAGUUGACAUGAGAAGUCAAUCCAUACCAAUCAGGCACAGUCUCAGUGACUUUGUGAAGCCUGUAUCUAGUAAAGGAUUAUCAAUAAAUGAUAUCCAUCUAAGUUCUGAUGAUUUGGAAAUGUACAUAGAUUUAGCUCCGUUUGUGAAUCCAUCGCCAUAUGUUGUCCCUGAGGAUAUGUCAUUAACUAAGGUUUAUAAUCUGUUUCGUCAAUUAGGAUUGAGGCAUAUAUUUGUAGUUCCCCGUGCUUCUCGUGUGAUUGGCAUGAUCACCAGAAAGGACUUGUUAUUUGAGGACAACGAGGAUUCGGGUUCUGUAGAGCUCCAGUCAACUAGUGUAAGGGGUCGACAACGGGGAGAUAGAAGAGUGACACAAAGGAAUCCAGAUGCUGGGUCUCCGCUACUAAAUGGUCUUCUGGACUAACACUAGCCAUAUAUUAUUUGAACUAUCAUUUUGCAUCUAAUCCCUCAUUCUUUUUGGUAAAUGGUACCCAUAGUCUAUAGGAUGCACACAAAUUGUAUAUAUAGUUGGGGUUUGUAUGAUGACUUAAGGAUAUUUACAAAAAUUAGGAUAUCACUUGUAACCAUAUAAGAUCUUGUGUAGAAGACUUUCCCACAUUCACGAUAAAAUGGGCAUUGAACAUUUUUACCUGGUGUUUUGAUA